AUGACAGUCCCAGAAAGCAGCGAGGUUCAGGACCUAGCGAACCGGCUCACAGACGUCGUAAUCACAAACAAUGAGGCGGGCACCACGACACCCACUCAGGAGGUCGCCAACGCUGAGGAGGAUGAACUGUCGAAAAGCAGUACGCCAACCUCGAAUUUGUCCCAGCUAGAGCAAUUGGCAAAUACCAACGUACUGACUCUGCGAGUGAAGUGGAGCGACAAUUUGGUGAUGGACUACAAGAAGACUGAGCUUCUGAACAAACUCCACGAGCUUAUUCAUUCGAGGCGAGGAUUUGCCGUUAACCCAUCUGUGAUCGAAAAUUACGAACAUCUUUCAGACAAAGGCAGGCUUGCCGUCAUGGAGGAAAAUCAGGGUGUCUACAUUUAUGAGUCGGGCACAGAAGAGUUUGCCAAGUCUUACGAAGACGAUGAAGACGCGAACUGGUUUUACGACUUUGUCAUUCAAUCUCAAUUCAAGUCUUGGCAGGAUUUGGAGGUUGUCCGUGACAACGCCAUCGAGUUACUGGAAGAGAGUGGAUCGGUUAUGAAGUGGUCCGUUAGUGUUAACCCACACGCAUUGACCCACCCAGGAAACUUGUACAUAAGAGGGAUACCAAAGGACCUGACUGUUGACGAUUUGGUCCCUGUAUUUGCGAAAUUUGGGCCCGUAAUCUCCAUGAAGCUAAUUUGUGACUCCAACACUGGGGAGUCACUUGGUUAUGGUUUCCUUUCUUACCCUCUGGGCUCCCAAGCUUCUCUUUGCAUUAAAGAGUUAAAUGGCAACAUGAUGAAUGGGUCUCCUCUGUUUAUCAACUACCAUGUAGAGAGGAAAGAGAGAGAGCGAAUCCACUGGGACCAUAUAAAAGAAGAUAAUGAUGAUGAAAGAUUUAGAGGAGUGUUCAUUGGUAACUUGCCUACAAAUGAUUCUGACGGUAAGCUAAUUACACCCGAAGAUGUCAUUUCUAAAUUCAAGGGCAUAUUGAAUGCGGAUAAGGAUGAUUUGGAUAUAAUUUCUUAUUAUUUUCCGAAACGUAAUAGCAAGAGUGACAUUGAAUAUAAGGAUGAAGAUGAUGAAAGAGAUAACAUCGAGACUUGUGAAUCUCAGCACGAAGAAUCGCCUUUGAAAGGCUAUGGGUUUAUCAAGUUCGCUUCUCAUGAUCAAGCACUCAAGGCUAUCGACAAGUUUAAUGAUAUGGAAUGGCUGGAAAAUAAACUGGUAGUUAACAAGGCUGUACAGACAAAGCCGCAUCAUCACCAUCACUAUCAUGGUCACAAUCGUCGCCAGAGUGACCGCUCUCUGUCCUCUAGGCAAUCUAGUCUCACUAAUAUUCCCUUCUAUACCCCCUACGGUGCACCACAGGGCGGAUUUGGAUAUUUCCCAGCACCUAGCAAUGGCGGCUAUGGGAUGACUAUUCCAGCGAGUGGGGAAGCUGUACCAAGUGAGUUGGGAAAUGAUCACUCUCCGGUAUCAUCACCUUCGCCUCGCCACUCCUAUUUGCCAACACCUCAAUUGCCUGUUUAUGGGGGUCCUCCAUCGCUGAGUCACACUCCGGAAAGCACUUCAGCACCAUCUUCUCGAAACGGUUCAAUAUUUAAUGUGCAACAACAAGGGGGAAUGGUCACACCAACUCCUUUUUUGCUUCCGAUACCAACAAAAGAUCAGCAAGAAUCUAAUUUGUACGUGAAGCACUUACCCCUAUCAUGGCGAGAUGACGACCUUUAUCAUUUCUACGAGAAGUUUGGCGAAAUUAUAAGUGCCAAAAUCAUCACAGUAGGUGGAAGUAAAAAUGAGGAAGCUUCCUCCCAAAAAUCUAAAAAGCAAGAUGAAUUGCCCAUGGGCACUUCUAAGGGUUACGGUUUUGUUUGUUUUAAAAACCCACUUGAUGCAUCGCGCGCAAUGAUGAUUACAGAUAGGUAUCAGGUCGAUGAAAAUCACACGUUGUACGUGUCAUUUGCCCAAAAGAGAGCCAAAUCCAUCAGCAAUGGUGAUUCCAUGUCACCCAUGGUCAAUUCUAGACCAACGUCGAGAAAAAACUCUUACCACGGCUACAAUGGCGGUCAAGAUAUGCUUGGAAAUUAUAAUCCAAAAUUUUUGAAUGCUAUGUUUCAGCAACAAGGUGGUAGGAAAUCAUUUUCAAGACCCCGUGGAAGCUGGCCUCUAACUAUGGGCGUUCCGAUAGCACCACCGCACGCAGUUCAGUUUGUGCCACCGUUUGUUGCUCCUGCUCAAUUCCAGGCGAUGCAAGACUCUCCGAUUGAUGAAGGAGAUCAUUCAGGUGGGCCUUUGGAUGCUUCAGUCGGUAAAGAAAAACAAUUUACGAAUUAA
Messenger RNA from Lachancea fermentati, 2325 nucleotides. The record is from the annotation of a GenBank genome assembly. NCBI's taxonomy places the organism in Eukaryota, Fungi, Ascomycota, Saccharomycetes, Saccharomycetales, Saccharomycetaceae.